This is a messenger RNA of Metopolophium dirhodum (rose-grain aphid), 3333 nucleotides long. RefSeq names its product serine palmitoyltransferase 1-like. NCBI's taxonomy places the organism in Eukaryota, Metazoa, Arthropoda, Insecta, Hemiptera, Aphididae. The record is from RefSeq and is a predicted model, not a curated record. Gene Ontology annotation, molecular function: serine C-palmitoyltransferase activity; pyridoxal phosphate binding. The transcript is spliced from 6 exons. Bases 101 to 913 code for a protein of 270 amino acids. Gene Ontology annotation, cellular component: endoplasmic reticulum. Gene Ontology annotation, biological process: ceramide biosynthetic process; sphingosine biosynthetic process.
GGAUGCGGUGAAUAAGUAUGGCAUUGGUUCUUGCGGACCCAGGGCAUUUUACGGAACAUUUGAUAUACACAUUGAAUUAGAAGAGAAAAUCGCUAAAUUUAUGGAAAUGGAAGAAGCCGUUAUAUACUCUUAUGGGUUCUCUACGGUGACUAGCGCCAUCCAAGCAUACAUUAAGUCUAGAGACAUUGUAUACGUGGACGAAGAAGUGAACUUCGCCAUACAAAAAGGUCUGCAAUCUUCUAAAGCUGAACUGGUGUACUUCAAACACAACUGCCCAGAAGACUUGGAACGGUUGAUCUUAGAGAAAAAUGCAACAAAGAGAAGAAAAAACAGAAGAGCGUUCCUAAUUGUCGAAGGAAUUUAUAUGAAUACCGGAAAUAUUUGCAACUUGCCAAAGAUGAUUGACAUUCGAAUAAAACAUAAGAUCCGGAUAUUCAUUGACGAAACCAUAUCAUUUGGCAUUCUUGGCGAAAAAGGUCGCGGAAUUACUGAACACUUUAAUAUACCGAAAGACGAAGUUGACCUGAUCAUUGGAAGUCUAGAGACAGCUUUGUCGUCAGUUGGUGGUUUUUGCGUAGGAUCAACAUUUGUUGUCGAACAUCAGAGGCUGUCUGGUCUUGGCUACUGUUUUUCUGCAUCGUUACCGCCACUACUAUCAGCAGCCGCCAUUAAAGCUUUGGAUGAGAUUGAAAAACAUCCAGAAAUGUUGGCAAAACUGCGAGAAAGGAGCACAAGUCUACAUAAAAGUCUUCGUAAUAGCCAAUUGAUCAAACACUUUACUCUUGGGUCUGAUGAAUCAAGUCCACUAAAACAUUUGUAUCUAAUAGAUAAUUCUCUAUUACACUCUGAACAACAGAAAAUAUUGAAAAAAAUUGUUGAUUACGUAAGUCAUAAAUUUAGGAGGUACUCAUAAUUUAAUUAUUUAUCGUUCCUCGGGGUCCGUAUGCUCAGAAGAGGAGUUAGGCUUAGGUAAUGUCAGGUGUUGCCAAGUGUAAAAUACGACAAAGGAUGGUUCACGUUUACAACGUUGCUACUCUGUACGUAAAGUUCCAGGUCAAAAUGUCUCCGCAAAAAUAACUCUGUUCAAAAUAUUGGUGUGAAAUAUCUCCAAUAAAAUAUGUAUCCAAAAAAAUAUUUAUUACAAAAUAUCUUUUAAAAAAUCCCUCAGAAGUAAGAAAUAAUUUAGUUAUAAAAUCAAUAAAAAUAAUCGUUUAAGUUGCAACUAAUCUGUUCAGAGUUGUAUAAGAAAUAUCCAAUAAUUAUCUAAUAAAGAAAACAAUUUGAACUACUAAAUAAAUAAAUUUUGAAGCCGGUAAAAUAUUAAAUAAAAAUAAAUAAAUACGUUUAAUUUGCAACUAACCUGUUUUCAUAAGGGGGUAUACAGGAAAAAGUUUCACACCCUGUAAAAUAGUCGGAUUUCGUUAAUUUUUUUUUUAUUUUUUUAAAGUAAAGAACAUUUUGUAGGUCGGAUCAAAGCCCGAUUUUGAAAACUAUAAUUAUAGAAGCUUAAAUAUGCAUUUGAAUAAUGCACAAUAUUUGUUCUUUUUCAAACAUAUUUUUCUACUACUAUUUAAAAUAAAAUAAAAAUUCGAGCUUUGAUCCGACCUGCAAAAACUUCUCAUCUUUCAGAUAAAAAAAAUAUUACCAAAAUCCGACACAUCAACGAGGCGUGAGAGUUUUUCCUGUAAAAGCAUUUUUGUUCGUCAAAAUAGUGCUUCGAUAAUAGUCAUCGAAGUCAAUCGCUGACUUGUGCAUGCGCGUUCGUAAAUAUCUUUAUCGGCUCGUGUAAUUAUAGCUCACUCACAAUAAUAUCGAUUUACAUACUCACACACAUGCACGUUCCACGCGAGGCCGAUACAACAUGUAAAAUGAAUUGCCUACAUUUUACUCCUUAAUAAAUGACCGGCACCGACACCCAUAAUAUUAUAUAGAAAAAAUAUCUAUUAGUUUAAAAUUUUAGAUUGUGUGCUAUUGGUCUUAAAUACUUCAAGGCGUUUUUAUUGUCAUACUGAUUAACUAUUGUUAAUUCAUCGUGGGGCAUUAUAUUUUUUUCUUCUUUUUGAAUUGCUUUCACCUGACUGUUUCAUUCUAACCUACAAAUAAUAAGUAAUUUAACUAUGAAUUAUAAUAUUAUAUUAUGUAAUUAUAUCUAAUAUGUAGUAUUUUUUAAAUAGGUAUAUUGUACUUCUUGUAACGACCGUUCCUUUUUAAAAAUGUUAUUUAUUUCUAUAAUAUGGAAACAUGAAUAGCUCCCAGUUUACCGUUGAAUGCAUAAUGCCAACCCUCAGAGCAUAAUUUUUUCGUGGUUGAUUUUCGAGUGACGAAUUGUAAUAGUUAAUCAAACUGCGGUGAGAGUCUCCAAUUUGUACGAUUUGGUCGGCCAAUCCCGGUAUCUUUGAAGUAGUUUACAAUUGGAGAUAAAAGCUCUUCAUUUUCAAAAAAUAUGUCGAAUUUACAAGUUCUUCAAAUAUCUGAACAACAUCGACUAUUAGAAUAUAUGAAUCCACUGGUUUGUACUUACAAACAUUGUUGAAAAUAAAAAAACUAUCUUUAAUGUCAAUUGUUAGAAAUUCAUCUUUAAAUACCGAUAAAAUAUACCAUUUAAAAGUCUAUCAUAAUUCGCUCGGGAGUUAAAUCCAAAAUUAAUAAUUUUAAUAUUUUAAGAACUUCAAUAUAUGAAUCUUUAAUGCGAUUUACCAUUAAAAUAUAAACAAAAGGAAAACUUUUUUUAUUUCUUACGCCAUGUAGAGUAUAAAGUUGAGAGAAUAAUGUUGGUACUGAACAAAAUGUGCCAUUUCCCACCCAAUUUGAACAUUCUUUAAGUAUAUUUAAAUUUUCUAACGUUUUUGCACUUUAUUAUCAUAAAGUAAAAACUUGUUACCUUUUGAUGUCACCGUAUACUCACCAGAAAUUACUAAACCAAUAAUAUUUAUUGGAUUAGCUGGUGGUUUUUGUUCAAUAGUCCUUAUUCUUCGAAUGAUUUCAGAAAUUAAAUCCAUGUUAGGUAACUGGCCACUUAUAGAUGUAGCCAUGUAGGGAGUGUUUCCACGGCUUGACUUAUCAAAUUUCUUGUAGAUAAUUCAGUCGUUUUUUGCUUUUGAUUUUAUACUUGUUAUGACCUCUUUAACUGAGACUGUGCACAUAUCUGGGGCGUGUGAAUAAUGGACCACUUCUUUUAUUAUUUCUCCUUAAAUAAUAAUGUUAAACAUAAUUUAAAUAAAAUAUCGAUAAAAAAUAAAACCUUAUAAUAUACCUGUCUCAUAUUGACCGGUUGUAUAACAUGAUGUGCAUUUGUAUUUUUGGUACUCAGUACAACGCCAAAUGAAUUUAUUC